Molecule: messenger RNA, 980 nt
Organism: Gambusia affinis (western mosquitofish)
Lineage: Eukaryota; Metazoa; Chordata; Actinopteri; Cyprinodontiformes; Poeciliidae
Product: MRN complex interacting protein
Exons: 7
Coding region: 94-861 (255 amino acids)
Biological process (GO): mitotic G2 DNA damage checkpoint signaling
Cellular component (GO): nucleus
Molecular function (GO): chromatin binding
Source: RefSeq, a predicted model, not a curated record
UUUCCGUUCCCUGUGACGUCAUAGCGCGGUUCAAACGGAAUCGCGGGAGACGGUGAACGCGCUGCCUUCCAGAACCAGAGCUGCGGACCGGUCAUGGUGCAGGACUUCCACGUGGUUCGGUGUUUCCGCUGCCAGAGCUUCCAGGUGCAGCAGGUGAAGAAGGCGAAGAAAUGGAGCUGCAAGCUGUGUGGAGAGAAGCAGUCACUGCUGAAGGUCAGAACCGCAUCAGAACCCAGCUCAGAACCCCAACAGGAAUUUGGCUGUGGAUCUGGAGCCGACUGCCGGCGCCACGUCCAGACGCUGAACGCCAUGAGGGGAGCCAAGAUGGAGGAGCAGGAGGCCCAGGCCUGGUCGCUAUGUGAGCAGGAGGAAGAGGAGCAGCAGGAGGAAGAGGAGGAGGAGGAGCAGCAGGAGGAAGAGGAGGAGGAGCAGCAGCGUACAGGUGACCAGGUGAGACCCGCUCAGGUGAGUCGUUGGAGCAAAUAUCUGGACGCACCUGAGGAAGAGGAGGAAGAAUCUGAAGAGGAAGACUUGGAGGGCAGAAACCAUCUCCAUGGCAACCAAACCAUUAGCAGGAAGAGACACCGACCAGAGGAGCUGGGAGGAGGAAGAGGAGACGAAGGCUGCCCACCUGUUCAGUUGAAACGGACAGCAGUGACGUCAUCUGUGACAUCAUCAGCCCCGAGUGGCUCCUGCUCCAGGUGGUUUCUCAGUGCUGACAGCUGGGGGGCGGAGCAUCCUCUUGGUGGGCGGAGUCAACCAGCAGACACCGCAGCAGCCAAGCCCCGCCCCCAACUUCCUGUGUCCUCCAUGUUUGACAGCGGUGAAGACUUCAACUUUGAGGAUUUUCUGACUUUUUAGCUUCGAUUCGUUUGUUUAUGACUGUUGUUGUUUACAUCAGAGACUCAAACACAUUCUGACAUCCUUUCAAGUUUUUAUUGAUCAGAAACAAAGGAACAAAUAAAUCUAUUGAUUAUAGA